AUGCCGGGCCAGAGGAAGGGAAAGGCCGGGAGUCGGGGACGCGGGCGCCCGGAGAGCGCAGAGGCGACCGACGGCGGUUCCGGCUCAACUCUUGCUGGAAGCUGUGCGUUUUGUAGUUGGCCCGGUUUCUUUCUUUUUUUUGGGGGGGGGGGACUGCUCAUUUCCCUCACCCGCCGCUGCCCGCUUCCCUGCUUCGCAAACUCCAGGCUUCCCCGUCACCACUCAGUUUUGCUAAUUUCCAGAGACGCCUUUAAACCUGGCAGGAGAGUCCUCCCACCCCGCUCCGUCACCCCCGGGUCCCCCACCCUCGCCUCCCGCUGCGCCCCGCGCGGAGUUCUGACCCCGUCUCCCCGGGGUGCGGCGGGGCGGCCCCGAGGACCGGGGGAAGUGGGGCCGCUCGGUGGGUGCAGCGCCGGAGCCGAGGCCCGGAGGGACUGGCGUGCACGGUUCUCCCUGCCGGCCGCGGGCGCCGUCGCUGAACUCCGGGAACUACCAGAAGUUCAAGUUUGCAGGACGCAGCGGAAAGGGACCCUCCGCCCGCAUCCCGCCGGCCCGCCCGGGGGAGCCGCCGCCCGGCUCCGAGGGAUCCCGCCGGACCUGCCCCUUCCUUCCUCCCUCUGCGGCUCACUCUGCCCUGCUGGCCGCCGGUCCUGGAUCGCCGGCUUCCCAUUUCCGCCGGACCCGGCUCCUCUCCACUCACUUUACCAUCCCGUGCCAGGCUGGCGACUUCGCUGCUGAGCUGAAACUGCUAAUUUCUGUGACCAGCUUUUUUCUUAGCUGUGAUCUGGAUGAAUGAGUAGCUGUCUCACAGAGAUGACAAAAAUAAACUCUAAUCCCCCCCAAAAUUUCCACUACAUCUUUCUCAUGCAUAGAUUUAUGAUCUUCAAGCGCUCUGUGCAAUAUGCAAACUUUUUUUUGUGUCUGUAUAUCUGCUGUUGUUUCCAGAUUUCACUACAUUGGUAUGCUGCUUUCCCUUCCGCCCCCCUUCCCCCUCACACCAGGAGAUGCAGAAACUGUCUGAUCUCAAAGUGUGCUCAGAUGCCACUUUAUCCUGUCUUGGUAUUUGGGGUUUGGGGUUACCUUUGGGGCUUAAGUGUGCAGACUGGGGGUGGGGGAGGUAGAGCUGAUAGGCAGAAGGAGGAGGACAGUCCUUGGCUUCACAUUUGUUUCCUUGCACUAUUCAAGCUUCAUGGUCUUGUUUAGAGACAUUUUAUCUAUCAUUUUGCCUGGUUGAAACAAACGAACAAACACCUUUGGAGUUCUCUGCCAGCUCAUCAACAGAGAAGAAUUCAGAAAUCACAUUUUUUAGGUUGAAAGAUUAUCAGAUUGUCAGAUUUGUAUUUCAAUUACGAGUGAGUCCUUGAUUUACAGGAGCUGGAAUCAAGUUCCUGGAAACCCAGCUGCGAUUUUACAAAUGUAACCUUUCAACUUUGGAGUCCACCUGAAAUAGAAGGGCAAUCACAGAGUGUUCACAUUUUGACUCUGCUUAGCAUGCGAAAUGGACCUCAGCGUGUUUCUGGGAUUUUAGCUGUGCCAGAGAUUCAUGUGCAUUUUGGUAGAGGACAUGUUCUCCAGACUUAUCUCAUGAUGUAUUAUGCCCUUACAUUUAUAGCCCUGCAUUUCAGUUGUCACUGGGGCUUGGAGGUGUCCAAGAAAGGGAGAAAAGAAAGCAGAAAAAGAAAGAAUUAUCAAAAUUAUUCAUCGGUGAAUCUGCAUUUAAACUACGCAUGGUGGAAAGAUUCUGAAGCUAUCACCACCGAGCAGACCAGUAGAGCUGCCAUUAGCACCGAGCGGUCUUGUCAGCCUUAAACGUGGCAGAGAUCCAGGGAUAUCAAUGGCUCCAGGUGCUCCUGACCCUCUCCUGGACUGGAUGAAUUGAAGAUUAUCUUUAGUGCAAUUCUAGAAGUGUUUUGUGGCUUAACAUGUAGGAGUAGCCACACUGAAACUUUAUUUUCCUCACUCUUGACUUUUCUGAUUCAGAUUUGUGAGUCAUCACUGAAUUGUAUAAACAUCAGAGCCUGGCCUCCCUGCAUUUCUUUUAGUUAGUGAAUGUUACUGACAUGUGGGCUGACCUUUAAGAUUGCUGUCAUUGUGGAAUGGUUAGAUAAAGGGAUCAUUCCUUUUAUAGACGGAAUGAAACCGAGUGACAAAGCAUCACAUAGUUUUCUCUAUGUCAGAGACUGGCAAAAUCCAGAUACGAUUAAAGAGAUUUUAGUUUUUUGUUUUGUUUUGUUUUGAAUCUUGGAUAGAUGUGACCAGAGAUAUCGCAUAGUUAUCAGCAUCAAGCUUAUUAAAGAGCAAACUUGAAAUAACAAUAAAAGACAAGAAAUUGUUCUAUUGGUUAACAAUCAAAA
Cavia porcellus (domestic guinea pig) is the source of this 2354-nucleotide messenger RNA. RefSeq names its product collagen alpha-1(I) chain-like. The record is from RefSeq and is a predicted model, not a curated record. The coding region runs from base 1 to 738 and encodes 245 amino acids. Lineage: Eukaryota; Metazoa; Chordata; Mammalia; Rodentia; Caviidae. The transcript has 5 exons.